Molecule: messenger RNA, 822 nt
Organism: Fragaria vesca subsp. vesca
Lineage: Eukaryota; Viridiplantae; Streptophyta; Magnoliopsida; Rosales; Rosaceae
Product: wall-associated receptor kinase 2-like
Exons: 3
Molecular function (GO): calcium ion binding
Source: RefSeq, a predicted model, not a curated record
AUGACUCACAUAUCCCUUGAAGGGGAGUUGCAAAUAAUUCAAGAAAUAGCUUAUGAUUGUUACAAUGACAUGAACGAGCCGUUGUUCAGCAACAACCCCUCGCUCUCGCUGCCUACUCCUUAUACAAUUUCCGAUACCAAAAACAAGUUCAUUGUGGUUGGUUGUGAUGCUUUAGCACUAUUUCAAGGCCACCGGGGGGAUGAGAACUACACAACCGGGUGUAUGUCAAUAUGUAACGACAAUGUUGGCAGUGCUAAUGCAUCUUGCUCUGGUAUUGGGUGCUGCCAAACUUCCAUCCCUAGUGGUCUUCAGAGUCUUGGUAUGAAAGUGAGUAGUUUUUACAAUCACUCGUACAUAACAAGCCACUGCGGCUAUGCCUUGAUAGUGCAAGAAGACCAAUUCACAUACUCUGGGAAUAAAAGCAUUACAGAUCUAUUAGGCAUUGAACAGCUUCCAAUGGUUGUUAACUGGGGAAUUGGAGAUGAGCCAUGUGAUGCAGCUGAAAAGAAGCUGGAUUAUUCAUGCAAGAAAAAUAGCGAGUGUGUCAACCGGACCAUCACUAUUGGGUCUGGGUCGUCUGGUUACUUUUGCCAGUGCUUGCCAGGUUAUGAAGGGAACCCAUAUCUUCCAGAUGGUUGCCAAGAUAUUGAUGAGUGCGAGGCUAACCCCUGCAAUGGACUGAAUGGAGUAUGUCUAAAUACACCAGGGAAUUACUCUUGUUUAUGUAGCAAAGGCUACAAAAACAAUGGCCCGAAUGGAAAGUGCAUCAAAGACAAUUCCAGCAACCGUCUCCUGCUUAUAGUUCUUUCGUUGGGUAUUUCU